AUGACCACUCUGCCGAAGACAGUCCCCGGCACUGCGGUCCAGGUCCAGCUGCCGGCCUUGCCGACCUCUGACUUCUGGAGCGAGACACAAUGGGCCGUCAUGAUGUCCCUGCUCGAGGCGGUCCUCCCGUCCAUCUCACGCCCGUCGACUCUCUCAGACCCGACGAACCAGGUCCGUGUACCCGAGGCCGAUUAUGCGGCGGCGCUCCAGCUCGCCCAGAACACCAUGAAGAAGCCGCCGUCGGAGGAAAAGUUCCAGGAGUACCUCGCACACAACCCAGCAAAGGAACCCAAGUUCGUCGAGAGCAUCACGAGGACCGUGGCCGCACUUGCCCCGGCUGCUCAGCGCCAGCUGGGUGGUGUCAUGAGUUCAUUGGCCACUCGCACUGGCACAUUGCUGCUGACCGGCUACUGGACCCCGGUUCAUCUGCAGCCGCUGGAGGUUCGUGAGAAGAUUCUCAAGGCCUGGCAGACCUCGCGCCUCCCGGCGAUCCGCGUCCUGUCCAAGUCGAUUUGCCUGCUGGCUCAGAAGAGCGCCGUGCAGACGAGUCCUCUCUUCAAGGAGUUGACCGAUUACACCGACAUGCCUGACUUCCAGAAGCAUGGCGAGGGUUACGACUUCAACUUUAUGCAGUUCGAGGCCUCCGACGCACCCGCCGUCGUGGAGACCGACGUGGUCAUCGUCGGGUCCGGCUGCGGAGGCGCCGUGGCCGCCAAGGUGCUGGCCGAGGCGGGCCACAAAGUCCUCGUCGUCGACAAGUCGUACUACUACUCACCGAGCCAGCUCCCGAUGAGCCAGGACAGCGGAUGCCAGUUUCUGUACGAAAGCAGCGGCUUCAUCACGAGCGACGAUAACUCUCUGAAUAUGGUCGCUGGAAGCUGCUGGGGCGGCGGCGGGACCGUCAACUGGAGCGUGAGCCUUCAGACGCAGGGUUUCGUGCGCAAGGAAUGGUCCGAGAAGCGCGGAUUGCCCUUCUUCACGUCGCCCCAAUUCCAAAACUGUCUGGACAAGGUGUGCGACUUCAUGGGCGUGGGAGCCGACCACGUGCGCCACAACCACCGCAACCAGGUGCUGCUGGACGGGUCCCGGAAGCUCGGCUGGCACGCGACGACGGCCCCGCAGAACACGGCCGGCACGGAGCACUACUGCGGGCAGUGCCAUCUCGGAUGCGCAUCGACCGAGAAGCAGGGCCCUACGGUAAGCUGGCUGCCUGCGGCGGCGGCGUCCGGGGCCAGGUUCAUCGAAGGCUUCGAAGUUGAGAAGGUGACAUUUGAUGAGUCGAGCGGCGGUUCCAAGCGGGCCACGGGCGUUGUUGGGAAGUGGGUGUCGAGGGGCACUGACGGAAGCACCGGAGCGCCCUUGGAUCAGCGAACCACGCGGGAGGUCAUCGUCAAGGCGAAGAAGGUCAUUGUGGCCGCUGGCUCGAUUUCGAGUCCUUUGGUGUUGCUGAGGAGCGGUUUAACCAACCGGCACAUUGGACGCAACCUCUACGUCCAUCCCUGCAACUUUGUAGGCGGCUACUGGAAAGAAGACUGCAAGCCAUGGGAAGGUGGCAUCAUCACCAGCUACUGUUCCUCGUUUGAGGACCUCGACAAGGCCGGCCACGGCGUCAAGCUAGAAGCCACAUGCAUGGUUCCCUAUACCAUUCUCUCCAGCAUGCCCUGGCACUCGGGCCUCCAGGCCAAGCUCUCGGAGCUCCGUUUCCGCCACUUCGGGGCCUUUAUCUCCCUCACCCGCGACCGCGACACGGGACGUGUGUACCCGGACCCGAUCACGGGCCGCCCACGCGUCGACUACGUCGUCUCGGAUUUCGACCGCGCCCACACCCUCGAGGGCGUCAUCGCACUGUGCAAGAUCUGCUACGUCGAGGGCGCCAUCGAGAUCCACGCGGGCAUCCCUGGACUCGAGCCCUUUGUCCGGGAAGACCGCGCUGAGCCGCCCGAAAAGACGGCGGCGGCGGCGGCGGCGGAAUCGGGCUCGCUGGGGUCGGAGAGCGGGGAUGAGGCGAUCCUCGACGGGGUCAACGACCCGCGCUUCGUUGCAUGGCUCGACAAGCUGCGCAAGGUCAACAACGCGCCGCCCGUGGCCAUCUUCUCGUCGGCGCACCAGAUGGGCACGUGCAGGAUGGCGCCGAACGAGGACGAGGGCGUCGUCGGGCCCAAGGGCCACGUGUGGGGGACAGAGGGACUGUUCGUGGCAGACGCGAGCGUCUUCCCGAGCGCGAGCGGCGUGAACCCGAUGGUUACAAACAUGGCUAUCGCGGACUGGAUUGCGACGCAUGUCGGCAAGGACAUGAAGGCCGAGAGGCUGUAG
Molecule: messenger RNA, 2313 nt
Organism: Colletotrichum higginsianum IMI 349063
Lineage: Eukaryota; Fungi; Ascomycota; Sordariomycetes; Glomerellales; Glomerellaceae
Product: GMC oxidoreductase
Exons: 5
Coding region: 1-2313 (770 amino acids)
Molecular function (GO): FAD binding; long-chain-alcohol oxidase activity
Source: RefSeq, a predicted model, not a curated record